This is a messenger RNA of Rotaria sp. Silwood1, 915 nucleotides long. Lineage: Eukaryota; Metazoa; Rotifera; Eurotatoria; Philodinida; Philodinidae. The record is from the annotation of a GenBank genome assembly.
AUGGCAACUAAUAGAAGUGUUACUGUCGAAAAUUUAAUUACUUGUGUGAUUUGCCGUGAGUCUUUCAAGGAUCCACGUCUAUUACCUUGUUCGCACACUUAUUGUUGGGAAUGCAUUGAACGUAUGGCUUCUGAGAAUAAAGACCAAUUUGAAUGUCCACUACGAGAUGGAUUUGUGGCAAUGAAAGAAGACAUCAGUUCAUUACCUCUUAAUCGAGCAAUACGUGAUUUAGUAGAAUUACACGAUGAUGCCAUACAAGGAUUCAAAACUAAGAUAAAUAUUGAUUUACAAAGUAUUCAAUCUUCUUUAAACGAUAAAAUCAAUGAAACAGAUAUAUUAUUAAAUAUAAUUGAUAAUAAUAGUAAAUUUAGUCGACAAAAAAUGACUGAAACUAUGGCAGAAAUACGUCGGGUUAUUGAUAAACAUGAGAAAGAUAUGUUACGAAAUAUUUUAAAAACUGAAAAAGAACAAAAAAAACGAGUUGAAGAUUAUAAAAUUCCCUUGACGAAUGAAUUGCAACGUCUGAAUAUGCAAAAAGUGUCGUUUGAAAUGCUUUCAUCAAUGAGAAAUCGUACAAAACUAUUAGAAGCCAAAGAAAGAUUUGAUGAUUAUGUGAAUAAAACAAAUGAAAAAUUAAAAUUAUUACCAAUGCCAACUGUAACUGACUAUUUUUUAGAAGGAGUCGAUCAAUUACAAAGUUUAAAAGAAAAAAUUCUUCAAUGUGGAAAAUAUGUUGAAAUUUCACGAUAUCACAAUCCGCAACUUGAAAAAUUCAUUAGUGAAAACGGAAAAAAGCAAGAACUUGAUUUAAAGCUUAGAAAUUUAACCGAUUCUGAUAUGAUCAUUGUUGCUGAUAUGUUACGAAAUAGCACGGUACAAAAAUAUUUCUUAAGAAUUACAGCUUUUCUUGAAUAG